AUGGUGUGGGACGCUUAUUGCCUCUUAUGCUCAAAAAAUGGAGCAGUUGAGCCAGAUGGUACAGACAAAGGUGGGCAAGCUGUUCUGGCUGAAAACAAUCAGCUUAUCUUACACCAUGAACAAGGAGGGGAAGGUGAACAAUUUCUUGUUCAGAGCUUCAGUUCAUUGUGGUCCACCAAAUCGACAAGUAAUGAGAAAGACACUAUUAAAAUUGAAUAUGGAUGUGGCAAAAUUGAGGAUGGAAAAUUUGAAGAUAUAUUAAUAUCAGGGUUUGGCUCUUGUCCAAAUGCUGGAAGAAUAUUGCAAAUGUUCCCAUCCCUGGGGCAACUGUUCCGAAUUGAUACCAUGGGAGAUACUGUUGAGUCUAGGCAGGAAUGUCGACAUAAAGUAGUAGUAGCAGACCAGUUGAAUGUACCAAUGGUAGUUCACUUGAUUGCAAAUGAGUUUGAUCAUCAGCAGAUUUCAAACCUUAUUGGUAUCGAAAUAAAAGAUUCUACCAAUU
This is a messenger RNA of Paraglomus occultum, 502 nucleotides long. The record is from the annotation of a GenBank genome assembly. NCBI's taxonomy places the organism in Eukaryota, Fungi, Glomeromycota, Glomeromycetes, Paraglomerales, Paraglomeraceae.